Anas platyrhynchos (mallard) is the source of this 3713-nucleotide messenger RNA. It is a transcript of the gene CDC14A, whose product is annotated as cell division cycle 14A. Lineage: Eukaryota; Metazoa; Chordata; Aves; Anseriformes; Anatidae. The record is from RefSeq and is a predicted model, not a curated record. Gene Ontology annotation, biological process: protein dephosphorylation.
CCCUCCCUCCCUCCCGCCCGCCGCGUCCCGGAGCCGCUCCUCGCCUCCGCCCCGGUUCCUAUGCGGCUGGCGGCCCCUGCGGGCAGCCCCUGCGGGCAGCCGGCCCCCUGCCAGCCGCAGCGUCCCGGCGCCGCCCGGGGCCGCCAUGAGCUCGGAGCCGCCCCGCGCCUCGCUGCUCCGCGCCCUCUUUAAGAUGGAGCCGCCGGCGGCCGCCGCUGAGGUGCUGGGGGGAGCCGCCGAGAUCCUCAGAGACCGGCUGUACUUCGCCACCCUGCGCAGCAAGCCCAAGAGCACGGUGAACACCCACUACUUCUGCACGGACGAGGAGCUGGUCUACGAGAAUUUCUAUGCAGAUUUUGGACCUUUAAAUUUGGCAAUGUUAUACAGAUAUUGCUGUAAACUAAAUAAGAAAUUAAAGUAUUUCAGUCUGUCAAGAAAGAAGAUAGUUUACUAUACCAGUUUUGACCAGAGGAAACGAGCAAAUGCAGCUUUUUUAAUAGGUGCAUAUGCCGUAAUAUACUUAAAGAAAACACCAGAGGAAGUGUACAGGACACUUUCGUCUGGAACUAAUCCACCAUAUCUUCCGUUUAGGGAUGCUUCAUUUGGGAACUGCACAUACAAUCUCACGAUCUUGGACUGUUUACAGGGAGUAAAUAAGGCCUUACAGCAUGGAUUUUUUGACUUUAAGACAUUUGAUGUGGAUGAAUAUGAACACUAUGAGCGAGUAGAAAAUGGUGACUUCAACUGGAUUAUUCCAGGAAAAUUUCUGGCAUUUAGUGGACCACAUCCAAAAAGCAAACUUGAAAAUGGUUAUCCUCUCCAUGCACCUGAAGCCUACUUUCCCUAUUUCAGGAAACAUAAUGUCACAUCAAUCAUAAGGCUAAACAAAAAAAUUUAUGAGGCAAAACGUUUCACUGAUGCUGGGUUUGAGCAUUAUGACUUGUUCUUCAUAGAUGGAAGCACACCAAGCGACAGUAUAGUUCAGAGGUUCCUGAACAUUUGUGAGAAUGCUGGCGGUGCUAUUGCUGUACACUGUAAAGCUGGCCUGGGGAGAACAGGAACGCUGAUUGCCUGCUACAUAAUGAAACACUAUAAAUUCACGCAUGCUGAAGCCAUUGCUUGGAUAAGAAUAUGUCGACCAGGCUCUAUUAUAGGACCUCAGCAACACUUCUUGGAAGAGAAGCAAGCAAUGUUAUGGCUGGAGGGAGAUCUCAUCCAAUCCAAACAGAAACAACGAGUAGUUGAUGGAAACAUUAACAGAGUUCUUUGUGGCUUGAGUGAUAUGUCAAUCAGUGACAGCUUGAAAAAAGUACAAGACUUGGAUCAAUACGGGGAGAAUGAAUAUGAAGACAAAACAGGUACGGAAGCAAAGAAUGGCAUGACACAGGGAGAUAAGCUUCAUGCCUUAAAAAGUCGGAGAAGGCCAUGCUCUACUACAACUGGAGCUCUGAGGCUACAAGAAAUGAAACUGCACACCAGGUCCAUAUCUCAACCUUUCAGACUGAACACUUCAGGCAGCACCGAAGGAUCCAUGUCUCCACUGAAGGCCUCCAAAGUCAUGACAGCUAAUUUACCGUCUGCAGAAAGAAUAAGCAGAUUUACCACAUCGUCAGCCUCUAACCUUAAAAGCGUUUCCAUAAACUCCAGACUAGCCAGUUCUCUAGGGAACCUGUAUGAUGCUUCAGAUGAUGAUGAGACCAAAAUGACAUCAUUGUCCUCUAGGACAGGUUUUUCUGUAAGCCAAAUCUCCAGCCACUUGAAUGGCAGCUUGCAGCUGCCUCGCAGAAAUAACCAUGAACUGAACAACAACUUGUACAACAGAAACAGCAGUAGUGGCAACAACCUGAGCAGCCAAACCAGUUUUCAGAGCGCCGUGACAGAUGAGUACGCUCAACCCUCCUUUAUGGGCCUUACAGCUCCUCAAGCACAAUACCAGACUCGAUCAAUUCCUUCCCUUCAGUCUGAAUAUGUUCAGUACUAAAGCCUUGCUGCUUUGGUGAAACCUGUUGAGAUCUUACAAUGGAAGUCCUUCAUGAAGAAUUUAAGGAAAGAAGCUGCUCAUUCAGAUGAGGAUUCUUCAAUACAAGAUAUGUUAAAACCUUAACACCAGGAGGCAACUUCUCAACAGCAGGAAACUUCUGGUUAAUGACUACUACAGAUGCACUGAAGUUGAAUUUGUGGAAAUUAUUACUCCAUGUUAUUAUAUACAGAUUUAAAAUUUUUAAUGUUGAAACUACUUGAAUAUAUUUCUAAUGAGUUUCAUUAUGACAUUUAUUAACUUGUGUACAGUCUUAAAAUGUAUUAAGAGAAUAUUUUAUUAAGCUAUAUAUAUAAAAUGAUGUAAAAAAUAGAAUGUUUUAAUUUAGUUUUUCACUUCUUUGCUACCAAAAUGUGUAUUUUAAAAAUUUUUUAUGUGUUUAUCAGAUAUGAAAAAAAUUUAUGAACAAGAAUUUUUUUCUCAUUUUAUGGGUCCAUCAUUAUUGCUUAAAACCUAAGGUAAUUACCUCUUUCACUAAUUGGUCUUCUGUUAACUUAACUGAAGUCUAACUAGUGAGAGACUAGUUAUUACGCUAUCAACUGAAAGCACUUGAGUACAUACUCUGCUUUCUACUCUCAGCUGCUGAUCUUUCAUAAGGAAAAAUAAAUUGAGAUGCAACAUGUAAGUUACAUCCUCAAUUGCAAAAAGAAGGUAAUUUAGCUGAUGAUUCAAUCAUAUUAUUAAUACUUUCUUUCAAUUUGUCUUAAAGGAGUAUUUUAACUUUUUCUUUUGAACGUAGAAUGUUAAAUUUUGCUCUGCCAUACAUACUGCAAAAAUAUAGACAACGCUGAAGUUGGUAAGAAUAUGUUUGUAUGAUGAAUUUGGCAGUUCUGCAUACUUGCAUGUUGUUAACCUACAUUUGGCAGUAUGCAUACAAGUUUCAUUAGCAAAGCACAUUGAAGAUGUUGGAACUCUGUUGAAUUUUCACUUACUGAUUGGAUGUUCCAUAAAUCUUUUGAUUUGAAAACUACUGUUAUAGGUAGCGUAACCUGCUGUAUCACUGAAUAGUUUUCUCAUUAGCAAAGAUAACCUUUAAUAUACGAUCAGGUGCAAUUAGGAAUGAAAGUUUAAAUGAAAUGGUGUUCCAGUGAAGUAUGAGACAUCACGUUUAAAACUUAAGACUCCACAAGAAAAAAAAAUAAAAAAAUUAAGCAGCUGUGAAAACUUUAUUUGCCAUUGUAGUUCAGAAGACAAACAUAGUACAGAUCUGUUACCCAUUAUUUUUUCCAAUAUCUACAGAAAUUUCAGAAUAAAAUGGGGUUGACUUAACAGUCUUUGUUCCCGAAGACCUGUGAAUGACCUGCAUUUGCUCUGCAAAUGAAGUUAAGUGCCACAGAUUUUUUUGAAAAGUUUUAGAUUGCAAAUUGGUACAUAAAGUUAUACUGAAAGUGUUAAUAAGCAAUACCGAGAGCAGCUAUAUGAAUCACUGAAUAAAAGUUACAUGCAAUACUGUACCUUUCCACAAUUGUGUAUAUGGAACAUAUACACACACAAAGUAGCAUAUGUGUGUGCAUAUAUGUAUAUGAAUUAUAGAUUAAUGGUAAGGUAAUUCUACCUCUCAAGGAAAAAAAGUUGUGCUUUGUUAUAAAUAGUUUUCCUUAAUAAAAUGUUUAAUUUUGGAAUGUAGAUAUAUAUAUUAUACAGCUAAUUGAUAAUAAAACGUAUAUAUCAGCCA